Messenger RNA from Colletotrichum abscissum, 1725 nucleotides. RefSeq names its product bZIP transcription factor. The coding region runs from base 1 to 1725 and encodes 574 amino acids. The transcript is spliced from 2 exons. Gene Ontology annotation, biological process: regulation of DNA-templated transcription. NCBI's taxonomy places the organism in Eukaryota, Fungi, Ascomycota, Sordariomycetes, Glomerellales, Glomerellaceae. The record is from RefSeq and is a predicted model, not a curated record. Gene Ontology annotation, molecular function: DNA-binding transcription factor activity.
AUGACGACCUCGAAUCAGAACGUCGAUAACAUCGACGCCCUCCUCGACUUCAGCGAGUAUGACAAUAUGUCUUAUCAGUCUCCCUCGCUCUCUCCUGCGGCGACCGCCAAGAACACCUUCACUCGCCCAUCAGUCAGCACCGUCGCGACCCCGACGAUGCCGUCCGCAUCACAACCCCUUACUGGCCCCAGCCACCAGUAUGAUCUCUACAAGCAGCAGACUGGCAUCGUUCCCGGUGCCCUCGCCAGCACCCUGGCUGUGAACGAGGCCAACUCUCAUAUCAGUGGCUACAACAGCGGCUAUGGAAUGGACUACUUGGGCAAUGGCUUGAGCCCGGAGAACGACAUGUUUGACUUCAACACAUCGCCCUCCCAAAACUCUACCGGCUUGGAUAUGGAUAUGGAGUUUGACUCCCCUCCGGACUCCCAGUACUUCUUCCCCAACCCCACCGUCAAUCCCACUGCCAUCGGCGGACAAGAGUCUCCCGUGGUCCCCUCCCAGCAAAGCAACGUGGGCCGCCUCUGGCCCGGCAUGCACUCCCAGGCUGCGCUUGCCAAGGCCCAGGCCCAGCAAAGACAACAGCAGCAAAUUAUCCAGCAGCAGCAGCAGCGUCAGCAGAUGGGCCAGAAGCAGCGCACCAAGAGCCAGCAGCCUACCGACCCCAUUGUUGAACAGAAGAUCACCCAGCUCCUCAACUCCAUGCGUGCUAAGCCCGCUCAAGAGGGCGACAGCCCCACUCCUCUCAUGAACCUGCCUAGAUGCAAGAAGGACGAGGAGGAUAUGGACGAGGAUGAGAGACUUCUCGCUAGCGAGGAGGGCAAGAAGCUCAGCAGCAAGGAGCGUCGCCAACUCCGCAACAAGGUUUCCGCCCGCGCCUUCCGUUCCCGCAGAAAGGAAUACAUCACUCAGCUCGAGGCCGAGAUUGCCAACAAGGUUUCCGAGAAUGGCGAGCUUCGCCAGCACAACCGUGCUCUCCAGGACGAGAACAAGCGCCUGCAGGAUCUCACCCGCAUGCUCCUCGCUUCUCCCUCAUUCUCCAACUUCCUUGACCACCUCAGCACCAACCCCCAGCCCGCCCCUCAGCAGCAGCAAGCUCCCGCCGUCAAGGUUGAGAGACAAGCCGAGCAGCGCCAGAUUCCCAAAGACAUCAACCCCUACGCCAACCAGACCCAGCAGCAGCAGAUCGGCAUGGCCAUGCUCCCUGAGCAGAACAUGGACUUCUCCAUGCUGAACAUUGACAACGACGCCUACAACUUCCAACCCCAGGUCUUCGCUGUUCUCGAGACCCCGGAUGUUCCCGUUACCAUUGACACCAACGUUCUCUCCGGAAAGUCUUCCAACUUUGUCGGCGAGCAAUUCGAGUCUGAUGACGAGAAGAUCGAGCUCCCCACUAUUGAGGCUCCCAAGGUCCUGGCGCCCGAGGUUCAGUCCCAGGCUCCGGCGACCGAGGAGGUCUUCGAUGACGAGUUCGAGAACGACCCUGAGUUCGCUCUGUACCACUCUGCUCCUGCCCCUGCUACCGUAUCCCCUGUCGAACUUGACACCGAAGCCCUCUCACAACCCGAGAUCUUCGGAGGUGUCGAAGCCGAGAAGGUUCUUGCCCGCUACGAGCUCGUCGAUGCAUCAGAAGAUGAGAAGAACGCAUGUGUGGCCAUGGCCAAGGUGCAACGCAUCGACGCCGCGCUUCAACCAGUUCUCGCCAGAUUGGAGUCGCUUUUCCUCUAA